CCAUGUCGUCCAUCCUGCCCUUCACCCCCCCGAUCGUGAAGCGCCUGCUGGGCUGGAAGAAGGGCGAGCAGAACGGGCAGGAGGAGAAGUGGUGCGAGAAGGCGGUCAAGAGUUUGGUCAAGAAGCUCAAGAAGACCGGGCAGCUGGACGAACUGGAGAAGGCCAUCACCACGCAGAACGUCAACACCAAGUGCAUCACCAUCCCCAGGUCCCUGGAUGGCCGACUGCAGGUGUCCCAUCGGAAGGGGCUCCCCCAUGUCAUCUACUGCCGCCUGUGGCGAUGGCCUGACCUCCACAGCCACCAUGAGCUGCGGGCCAUGGAGCUAUGCGAGUUCGCCUUCAACAUGAAGAAGGACGAGGUCUGCGUGAAUCCCUACCACUAUCAGAGGGUAGAGACCCCAGUUCUACCUCCUGUGCUGGUGCCACGACACACAGAGAUCCCGGCCGAGUUCCCCCCGCUGGACGACUACAGCCAUUCCAUCCCCGAGAACACUAACUUCCCCGCGGGCAUCGAGCCCCAGAGCAAUAUUCCAGAAACCCCACCCCCUGGCUACCUGAGUGAAGAUGGAGAGACCAGUGACCACCAGAUGAACCACAGCAUGGAUGCAGGUUCUCCAAACCUAUCCCCGAAUCCGAUGUCCCCAGCGCACAACAAUUUGGACCUGCAGCCUGUCACCUACUGCGAGCCAGCCUUCUGGUGCUCCAUUUCCUACUACGAGCUGAACCAGCGCGUCGGGGAGACCUUCCACGCCUCCCAGCCCUCCAUGACCGUGGACGGCUUCACCGACCCCUCCAACUCGGAGCGCUUCUGCCUGGGACUGCUCUCCAAUGUCAACAGGAACGCGGCUGUGGAGCUCACACGGAGGCAUAUCGGGCGAGGCGUGCGGCUGUACUACAUCGGAGGGGAGGUCUUCGCCGAGUGCCUCAGUGACAGCGCCAUCUUUGUCCAGUCUCCCAACUGUAACCAGCGCUACGGCUGGCACCCAGCCACCGUCUGCAAGAUCCCGCCAGGAUGCAACCUGAAGAUCUUCAACAACCAGGAGUUUGCCGCCCUCCUGGCUCAGUCUGUCAACCAGGGCUUCGAGGCAGUCUACCAGCUGACCCGGAUGUGCACCAUCCGCAUGAGCUUCGUCAAAGGCUGGGGAGCAGAGUACAGGAGACAGACAGUGACCAGCACCCCCUGCUGGAUUGAGCUGCACCUGAAUGGGCCGUUGCAGUGGCUUGACAAGGUCCUCACCCAGAUGGGCUCCCCAAGCAUCCGCUGUUCCAGUGUGUCUUAGAGACAUUGGGUGUGAAGGGGGAGGGUGGGAAGGGACGGGCUUGGGGGAAGAAGGCCGUGUAGGACGUGGAGAAAAUUGGAACUCAACUCACUAUUGUCAAUGAAGAAGUUUUUCUCCCUCAAUCAAGGCGGCACCAGCCUGUUUUCCAAAACACAAAAGCAAACCCAGAGAUGGAUCUUAGGAACAGCUGUGCCUGCUGAACACAUUUGCCCUUUGGCCCCAGUUUGGAGGGCAAGAAAUGGCUUCUGCUCUGGUGGCAUGAGCAAACAGGUAGUAUUUCACCACUUGCCCCCUCCUCCCAGCCUCCUUCUGUUUCAAUGACCGCAAUCUAGGAUGUCACUGUCCAACGGGAAAUGGCCCUCGUUUCCGGACUGGAGUGUGAAACUCACCUUGGGUGUUCUAGGUAGAGUAGAGCCUGCAGGGCCACGAGCAAACCUCAUGCCUGGCCCUCUGGCACUUUUAACAAAGGCUUCAACUGAGCCUUCCUGAGCUCCAGCACUCCGGCAGACCCUGCACCCCGGGAGCUGGACUGACUUGUGGCGGGGAGGGGGCUCGUCUGUCUCCUCUCCUCUCCGAGCGGAUGGAUACGUGUGAGCCGGUGUGUUCAGAGCAUGCACACAGGCACAGUGGGGAAAGCUGGUGAGACACCUCCUCUCUCAAAUUUGUCCUCACUUUGAACGGGUGGGAGAUCUGCCGGGGCUUCUGCAACGUAUAGAACAUCUUCUCACGUUGAUCUCAGAGAUGUGAAUUACACAAAGUGCUCACACAAAGCAGGAGGCAGCGGUCGCAUCGCAGUGUUUGAGCAUGGGUCUCCAGUCAUCUGUAAGAGCUCGCUUGCUAUCCUUCUGCAUCCGGCUAUCUCGGUUUACGUAGUCAGUUGCGCUAAUUAAAUGAGCUUUAUCGUAUGCUCGUUUAAAUGUUUAUUUUAUAUUAAAAAAAAAAAUCCUGGUUGGCACACUGACUGGGAAACCAGCGUGGGGCCCAGCAACCUCUCUCUCAAGGUGAAGCUGUUCCAGGUUUUGUUGAGAAGACACCUGCCAGCAGCACUUUUGGAAACUGAAAUUAACAGAAGCAAAUUCACCAGAAGGGAAAAAUCUCAGGCCAACACAGGCAAAUGAAAAGGGCUAUUAAAACUGUUUUUUCUUUUUUUUUUUUUUGUUUUACACCUUUGAAAACUGCAGGCUUGGUGCACAGAGGUCUGUCAUCCUCCCCCUGGGAUGUAAGAUUAUCUAGCUCACAGUAGAGGAUCAUCAGUGACGACUAUAGCAGCUAUAUUGUAUAAUAAGUACUGUUCCCAGUGGCAAUUAGUGAGAAAAUGGUUAUAAAUUAUUGCAACUGGAAAAAAAAAAAAAAGCUCUCCUUUUUACUGGCCUUUUGCAGAAUCCAGCAGACAGAAUUGCCACUUGCAAUUGGUACUUUAUUCCUUGUUGCUGUUUUUGUAUGAAAUGACUUAUCCCGUAUUUUUGCAUGGAUUUCUACCAGGAAAAGUGAAGGGAUUUCCUAUGGAAGUCCCGUCUUCUUCCAGGUGAAGGGGAGAAAGUGUAUACUUCUGGCAGGUAAAAACCUCAAAUGUGAUGACAUUUCUGAUGCCUUACGGAGAUGUUGGGGGCUUCCUGGUGCCUCCCCGGCAGGAUCCUAAUGCCUCUGCAGCUCUAGCCUUAUGGUUUCCAGGUAGGAGAGCUGCUGUCCAAGCUCCCUGAGGACACAGGAAGAGAUGGGAGGAGCACCUUGCCAGACCUACGCUUCGCUUUUCCCGGGGCUUGUUGACACAGAACCCAGAGACCACACAAAAGCCCUGUUGACCUGAGAGGGUCAAAUACUGCAGGUUGGAAGUUUGCCUGCUGUGCAAUGAUCUGUGGACUGCUUCUUCCAGGAAGCUCUGAACCUCCUGGAUGUGCAUUCACGCUCCGGGUCAGGUCUGAGACUCAUGGUGUGGAAUAUCCCAUUUUGGCCUCUGCUGGUGCAAUCGUGCCCUUCCUAAGAGCCAGGGCGGCGGUUCCCGAGGGCCUGAGUCUCCACCUGCUCCAUGAUCCUCUGAGGACUUCCUAUGGCACACAGCUGUCCUCCAGUUACUCGGGAACUAGCUUCAGGUACAGCACAACCUCGGCGACCCAGUGGCUAUGCAUGGAUGGGGUCUUACAACCCAUGAUGUUCAGAGCUGAAGGCUACUUUUAGGAGGCAUGAAGUUUUAGUUUUGUGUUUCUCCAAAAGCUCACUCGGCCCCUCUUCUUUAUAGACUGCUCCUUGGAGGAGGAUGUGAGAGGAAAAUGUAGGUAAGUCCCCCUCUGGACGAAAUUCAGUCCUACCCAGAGGUGAAGACCCUUCCCGUCACAGAGGCUGCCUAGGUGCUUUGGGCUUGUGUAAUAUUAGCGUCCUUCCUUUAAGUCACAAAGCUUGUUUUCUGAAUUUGAAGAACCCGUUGUCUGAAUGGCAUUUACACGUUAAAAUCUUUUUAAAGGACAGUUGAAGGGGGGCAAGAGAAAACAGGGCAGUCUAGUGGGGGUGGAGGGCAGGUUUAAGCGUAGGUGUCUGGGCUCCCCUCCAAGUUGUCUUCACCUUGUGGCUCGUGCUGCCGCUGACCCGAGCCACCAGCACCGGGGUGGAGAUCCUCGGCUGCACCCCAGACCCCCCGAGCCAACGUCUGUUCUCUUCCCUUUCCUCCCCCACCCCCCUUCCUAACUUUAUUUAGUAACUUUGGUCCUUCCAGCACAAGCAAACGUAGGUAGCUGCCCCAGCAGGUUCGGGUUACAGGCCUGUGCUGGAACAUCAUCUCAGUUGGCCACUUUCCUGGCAGGCUGUAGACGAUCUGACAUUUUGAGACGAGCCUAGAGUCAGGAGCGGGGACUUUGACUCUUAGGAAGCACACACGAGGGCAAGGCUGCUGGCAGACUUUCCCGUCAUCCUGAUGUUGUCUUUUUUGGUUUUUUUUUUUUGACCGUGGUGAUAAUUUUUUUUUAAUCAUUAACGUAUUGGAAUGAGCUGUAGCACGUUACCUUGUGCUUAGUUUUUUUUCUCCAUCUUCCUUUGGCUCCCUAGUGCUUGGACAUAUUCCAGGGCUAAGUGCUUUUACUCAGAGCGCAGGAAAAGGCUUUCUUUAGGUAGUAUGUGCAUGCAUGUAUGUAGUCUGGGCAGAAGGCAGAUAGGGUUUCAUCCUUAGCCCCAAGCUGCCCUUUCUGAAGCUCCGGGAAGGUCUCCGUAGGGCCAGGUCUCGCCUCAGGCCGCUCUCUGAAGUCCUUAAAAGGAGAGGGAGGAAAAGGAAUCAGGGGACUGUUUCCAAGGGGGUUACUGGUACCAAGAGCGGGCAUGAGUUGAGUUCUGGACUCUGUGGGAUUUUAAGUGGCAGAGUGGGGAGUUUUCCCCCAAAUCUGUGUCUGUCCUCGCUUUACUAGAAGAAAGCCUCAACACAGCUGUGGCAUACCAUUUUUCUUUUUGUGUCAUGAAUGUUCCCUUCUAGAUCAUCCUUUUGAGGAGUAUCGGCUACUUCUCAAGAGGGUGGGAAAGCAAAAGCAAAAAAAAAAAAAAAAAAAAAAAGACACAAGAGGAUAUGGUUCCCACAUGACAAGGAGGCAUCCCUGGUGGAGGGGUGGCAGUCAGUGGGGAAAGGACUUUUCAGAAACACAGCUCUCACGUAAACUUGCCUAUUGUGUGAACUGGAUUGAGCAAUGCUCUCAGUGAUUCUGUAACUUUUUGUUAUGCUGAAGUAUAAUGUACACUCUGGCGUUCUGGUGUUUUUAUAUUUAUGUAAUAAUUUCUUAAAACCAUUCAAGACCGAGAACUAUUUAAUUUUUUGAAGCAAGUUGGAAAGGUCUCUCCUCCCAAGGACUGACUGUGGCUGGGAAGAGUCGGGGGCCCAGCGGCUCAGCCUCCAGAACCGACCGCCCCCCCAACCCCCGGGCAGGCCACAGGCGAGGCAGCGAUCCCGAUCCCUGGGGUCCCCUCCAGGCCCUUUGGGGUGGUGAGAACUUGACGCAGAGGGUUAGAGCCAGAGCCCCCUCCCUGCUGCUGUGUCGAGGCGGUCCCGGACUCUGGUGGGGUGUAUCAGGGUGGGGGGACAGAGCGGGGAGGCUGUGAUUACCUUCCCUUCUCAGCCAGCCUGACCUUUUAAUACCUUUGUAAAAAGCAUGUAUGUAUUUAUAGUGUUUUAGAUUUUUCUAACUUUUGUAUCUUAAGAGCAGAGCACCUGUUUAAGCAUUGUACCCCUCUUGUUAAAGAUCUGUGUCCUCUCUUUCCCCUGUAAGUACCCUUCUAAUAAACUUUUCAUCGAAAAGCU
Leopardus geoffroyi (Geoffroy's cat) is the source of this 5550-nucleotide messenger RNA. RefSeq names its product SMAD family member 3 (gene SMAD3). The record is from RefSeq and is a predicted model, not a curated record. Gene Ontology annotation, cellular component: heteromeric SMAD protein complex. Lineage: Eukaryota; Metazoa; Chordata; Mammalia; Carnivora; Felidae. The coding region runs from base 3 to 1280 and encodes 425 amino acids. Gene Ontology annotation, biological process: SMAD protein signal transduction; regulation of transcription by RNA polymerase II; anatomical structure morphogenesis. Gene Ontology annotation, molecular function: I-SMAD binding; RNA polymerase II cis-regulatory region sequence-specific DNA binding; DNA-binding transcription factor activity, RNA polymerase II-specific. The transcript has 9 exons.